CACUGGGGGGGAUCCCCCUGCCCGGUGGGUGCAGGGGGCUUGUGGCCUCCCAGGUGUGGUGGUGUUGGGGGGUGCUGGCCUCUCCUGGCUGUGGAAGAGCCUGUCCAGGGCUGGGGCCAGUACCAUGGCUGGCGGGACAUAGGCCCAGGUGGGCAUCCGUGCUGCCCCAGCCAGGAGGGUGCCCUGGGCAGGGCUGCCGUGGGGUCGGGCACACCAGCUCUAGCUCCUGGGCAGCAGAAGGCAGCUGGGCCCGUGCCCCGGGACUGGCCCCGUCAGUCCUGAGGGAGCAGGGGCAGAACCCAGCCCCCACCUUAAACCCAGUAGCCCCCAGAACCAGGCGGUAGGUGCCCAGCCUAUGACCACAUCACAGUCCCUCUCAGUGUGCAGGAGCAACACAGUCCCCACUAGUGCAGGAUUCCUGCAGCCUGAGCCAGGAAUGAAGUCCCUGGAGCAGCCCCUGAACCGCGUCACCUCAGAGCCUCGAAGCAGCCUCCAUGGGGCUCUUCUUCUACCUCAGGGCAGCUCCCAGACCCAGGCCUGCCCCACUUAUCCCAAAGUCUCUCAGGGAGGAACCGUCACCUCCCGUGGCCAAGGAGCAUCAGGCCCAGGAGGGUGAGGAGGCCGGGCACGCGGCGUGAGGCCCUGGCCCGUCACCACUGCACCUCACUCUCCCCCUGUGACUGCCAAGGGCCACUCGGGGACACCUGGAUGGGGGUGAGGGCCCUGCCAGGUGUGCCAGAGAAGUGGACACCCCGGCCUCAGAGACGGCCCUGCAGAGGCCCAAGGCGGACUGCAUGUGUGCGACGAUUCUCACUUGGGCCAGGGAGACACUGCCCUGGGUUUCCAGGCAGGCUUUUAUGAAUGGAACAGUUCCACGAGGGGUCUGCACAGGGGUUAGGGGACGCCCACAGUGGCCUGUGUCCCAGCAGGAGCUGUCUGGGCUGUGGGGUCUCACAGUUGAGGGCCCGGUGGGGGUCCAGAUAUUGGAGCCAGAGCGGCGGUGGCUGGGAGAGGAGAGCUGGGUGGUUCAGUUGGUGAUGCCCCAAGAAGUCAAGGUAAGUCGCCACGGAAGCCAGAGGCCGGGCUGUGCUGGCUCCUUCGGUGGCUGCGGCCUGGGCUCUGGGGCAGGCGCCACGUGGGCCGCAGUGUCGGGCUCAGCCACGUCUGGGGCUCCAGCUUCCUGGGCUGCUUCCAGCCACGGUGUUCCUGCACCACGCACCUCUCCUCGCCCGUCCACGGAUGGACAGUGUUGGGGACGUGUCCUGGUGGUCACAAAGCCCACGCGAGUGGCCUCACCCGGGACCCUGUGUGGCUCCGCGUGGCCCUCAGCCCCUGCCCACAGCUCCUGUGCUCAAACCCAGACAGGCCUAACAUUUCACCGGAGUGACGCUUGUCCUGAUCUCAGGAAUGCUCAAACCCAGACAGGCCUAACAUUUCACCGGAGUGACACUCGUCCUGAUCUCAGGAACGCUCAAACCGAGACAGGCCCACUAUUUCACAGGAGUGACGUUUGUCCUGAUCUCAGGAAUGAAAUGAGGUCACGGGCACCUGGGAAAGAGCUGCUCACCCCCUCCCCACCUCCUUUCAUUUAAAAGCAGUUUUUGGGGAAGACACUCCACAACCAAGGGCUGCUCUGAGGAAGGCAGGAAGGAGAGGAUUUCUGGAGCCUGGGGCCUGCUGGGGGCUCCCUCUCCCCUCCUCGCCUGCCUUAGACAGAGGUGAGGCAAAGCCACCUGCGGCCCCAGAGGCCAGGUCCACGUGGAGUAGGUGAUGCUGGUGGGGAAGGCUGAUGGCCACCGCCAUAACCGCACACCCCCAGUGUCCAGCAACCAAGGGUAACGCCAGCCUCUGGGACCUGACCGGUGUCUGUGCAGGCUGUGCCUGCAGUGAUGCGGCCCCUGCCCGGGCCUGGGCUGGAGGCCGAGGGGUCUAUGGGAGAGCACGGGCUGAAAGAGGGUUCUAGAAUGGGGUCAGGUAGAGUCCGCGUUUGUCUCUGAGACGCCUGAGCAGCCCCAGGGGAGAUGACCAGCUCUGGGCGGUGUCCAGGAGGGAGUCCAGGCCAGGGCUCCACACACGGAGGGUCCCAGCAGUCAGGUGAGGCCGACAUUCCUGCACACAGGAUCCUGGCAGGCAAGGUUGGCAUUCCGUGCUGCUGGGGCCGUGUUGGGGCUUCCUGAGGCUGUGGUGGCCACGGGUCCUGAGGAGGACGGCAGGGGAGGGAGGCCACGGGUCCUGAGGGGAGGGGGAGGGGCUGCCAACCUUUCUCCAGGGCAGCGCUUCAGGUCACGCCCACUCUGGGGAGAGCAGCGAGGCCUGGUGGGGCGGGAGCGGAGAAGGCAGCUCCACCAAACACUUGAGUCCCGGCGAUGGUGGCUCCUUCUGGCUGCUGCAAGGUCUGAGCGCCAGCGGACGUGGGGCAGGGUGCUGGCAGAGUGGGUGGGACCCGCCUGCGGCCCUGUUUGCUUCUGUUGGGGGGCAGCUCCCGGAGGCCGGGCAGAGUAGCAGAGUGGGCCAGGAAAACCUCAGGGGCCUCUCCUGUUGGCCCGUCAGCCUGUCCAUCUCUUGUGACCUUGGGGCGUGCUCUGAGGGGGGGUCCCAGGCUGACUCGACAGAAGCCGAGGUGGGGCAACCCUGGUGCGUUCUGGGAGCCGGCAGCGCGUCUCCUGCAGCAGAGCGAGAGGGAGGAGCCCAGAGCACGCAGCAGGAGUCUCUGUUUCCUUCCGAGUGCGUGGGAUGCUGCACCAUAGGACACCCCCGUCCAGACGUCUCCACGUCUCUGUGGCAUCCAGCCCCCGAGUGCCCAGAGCCCCCUCCGCAGCCCCGGGCUUGUGUGGAACCCAUCUGUGAACUGGAUGUGGAAGGAAGGUCCCCGAGUGCCCACGUUUACAGGGACCCUCGGAGACCCUCACUCAGACUUGGGAAGCCCAUUGCUCACAUGGCCUGGCCGCUCCCAGUGGGCAGGAGAUGGAGAAGCCACAGACAGCAUCCUGGGUGGGGUCUGUGGCGGUGACCCAGCAGACAUGCAGGGAACAGCCCUGCCUGUGGAAGCAGAUGCCGGGGCAGGUGGCAGUGCACCUCGAGGAAGCCUCCUGGACGCGGUGGUGGGGAGGGCGAGGGUGCACGUCUCAGGCCGGUGUGCUUCCAUGUCUUAUCCCACAUCUGUGGGUUUGAGCUCGGUCUGGGGUGCCAGCUCCCACCAGGCCAGCCACCCCUUGGAGACUCACCCUGGGCUCUCCUGCCACUCAAGGUGGAGACUCUGGGGACAGCCCUCCUCCACGUGAACAGACUGACCGAGACACCUCUCCACCACCUCCCUCACGCUGUGACCGCUCGGCCCCCCCUCCCCAGAGGCCACCCGCCCUGCGAAGCCCCUCUUGGCCCUUGGCAGCUGAUGGGAGACUCCGGUGCUGCCAGACGACCCCUUCGCAAGUCUGUGGUCGUAGGUUCUUGUUCUCGGGAACUGCGAGUUCACGUACUACCAGCGGGACAGACAGAGGGACGGAUGGACGGCUGGACAGGCUGGAGGCCCCUGCCAUGGGGCACUCACCCUGCGGGACGGACAGAGGGACGGAUGGACGACUGGACAGGCUGGAGGUCCUCUGCCAUGGGGCACUCACCCCGCAGGACGGACAGAAGGGGCGGAUGGAUGGCUGGACAGGCUGGAGACCCCUGCCAUGGGGCACUCACCCCGCAGGACAGACAGAGGGACAGAUGGAUGGCUGUGCAGGCUGGAGGCCCCCUGCCGUGGGGCACUCACCCCGCAGGAUGGACAGAAGGGCGGAUGGCUGGCUGGACAGACUGGAGGCCCCUGCCAUGGGGCACUCACCCUGCAGGACGGACAGAAGGGCAGUGGACGGAUGGACAGGCUGGAGGCCCCUGCCAUGGGGCACUUACCCCGUGGGACAGACAGAGGAUGGAUGGACGGCUGGACAGGCUGGAGGCCCCUGCCAUGGACACUCACCCCACAGGACAGACAGAGGAUGGAUGGAUGGCUGGACAGGCUGGAGGCCCCUGCCAUGGGUACUCAUCCUGCAGGAUGGACAGAAGGGUGGUGGACAGCUGGACAGGCUGGAGGCCCCUGCCAUGGGGCACUCACCCCACAGGAUGGACAGAAGGACGGAUGGACGGCUGGACAGACUGGAGACCCCUGCCAUGGGCACUCACCCCGCAGGACGGACAGAGGAUGGAUGGACGGCUGGACAGACUGGAGACCCCUGCCAUGGGCACUCUCCCUGCAGGACGGACAGAGGAUGGAUGGACAGCUGGUCAGGAUGGACAGAAGGGCAGUGGAUGGCUGGACAGGCUGGAGGCCCCUGCCAUGGGCACCCUGCAGUUGCUCGGCUUCCACGGGGUCCUGGGAAAUUUCCAGUGUGUGGGUUACGCCUUUGUUAUAUUCAGCCGCCGGCAGGCUGGGCAGGCACCUUCUGAGGAAGCGUUGCUGCAUGUAUCUGCGGCUCACGGAGGCCUUCCUCUGUGUGUGACUCACACCCACCCACCCCAGCCCACUCCUGGGAGCCCCGUUCUGGGGGCUUUGGAGGCCCAUCCAUCCUUCCCUAGGGACAGAAGUGCAGGGAGCGGCAUCCCUGGCACUACUGUCUCUGGUGAACUUGGGCCAGGACUCCCUUUGCUGGACAUAGAUCCUGCCCACACCAGGUGACCAUGGGGUGACCUCACAGGGUGUGCGGGGUUCUGAAGCCGCCACCCUCCUGCCUGAGUCCUGCACUUUGACCUGGGGCUGCUGAGCCCAGAACUUGAGAGGGUUGGCUCAGUGGGGCGUGGGGGCCUUGGGUGGUUGGGUCCCUGAGACAGGCCAUCUGUGCUCUCUGUAUGGCAGGCUGCGGGGCCCUGCUUGCCUGGGUCCCAACGUGGUAGAACUCGGCGUUUGGUGGGGGCCUGCUGGGGGCAGGAAGGGGUGGCGCCCCACCCUGAGCUGGUAUCCAUGCUUCACUGGAGCCAGGCUGAGGGCAUGGGCAGAAGGUGCGGACCUGUCUGUCCCUUUGAGGACUGAGAUCAUGACCACCACAGAGCGAGCACCUGGGUCCUCAGAUCAAAGGCCCAACAGCCAGCGAGGCUUCUGCACCGGUCCCAGCAGAAGCGGGGCCUGGCUGAGGCAGUGACAUCACAGACUGGGGGCAACACGGGCGGAAGGGGGUUUCAGCGUCCCGCAGCUGCUGUAACAAGUCCCCGUAAACACAGUCACUCAGAACGGCACAAGCUGGUGGCAGCAGUGGAGCUGGAGGUCCAGGGCGGGUCUCACCAGGCUGAAGUCAAGGUACCGACCUCAGGGGAAUUGGUUUCCUGCUUUUCCCAGCCUCAGAGGCCCCACUUGGCUGUACCUGGGCAGCUGCUCCGCUCCACAGGCCUGGCCUCGCUCAUGGGGCUCCAAGAACAGAACCUGGAUUGUCCUGAGGGCCCCGUGGUGUCCCCGUCGGGGCAAAGGAAGAUUUAGGAUGCACUGGAAGCCCAGAAGUCCAGAGAAGGGGCUCAGAGCCAUCAGUCACCACGGGGCACCUCGGGGGUCCCACGAACACCACAGUGGGCAUCAGACCCUGAAGCGUCGGGAAGGGCCUCGCCGCCUUGGGAGGGGUCAGCAAUUAGUGGAGGACCCUGGGCAGUGGCAGGGAGCAGUGACAAGGGCCCCCAUUCAGGCCUUCACCCCUGGCACGUGGAGGAGGUGCUGUCCUGCCCCAGAAGCCUCGAGGGCAACCCACACCCUCAGGAGGCCCAGCUGGGGGUGUCAUUGCAGGGCACCAGCAGAAACUGGGGUCUGAAAACAGUGGCCCAGAGUGGAUUUGGAACAGACCAGGGUGUCUCAGAAAAGAUGUUUCAUAAGGUGGGUUUUGAUUAGGAUGUUUAAAUAAAUGUAACUCAAUUGAUGUUAAA
Chlorocebus sabaeus (green monkey) is the source of this 5883-nucleotide messenger RNA. The record is from RefSeq and is a predicted model, not a curated record. Lineage: Eukaryota; Metazoa; Chordata; Mammalia; Primates; Cercopithecidae.